AUUCAGAGAUGCAUGAGGACAGGCCACUGGGUAUUAUUAUUAUUAUUUAAUUUUUUUAAUCACUUGUCAUUUUCAGUAGGGUCUAGAUCUUUCUCCUCUCUUUAAAUAUUGCACCACCCAUCACACCCCUUUGUUUCAAUUGUCUCAUUGAGCUUCAUUCCAAUACCACAGAUCCAAUUGUAGAAACAGAAAUGGAAGAGGGGCAUGAGUCAGAGAUAUGGGUGGGCUAUGUAGAUUGGAGAAAUAGGCCAGCCAAGAGAAACCGCCAUGGAGGAAUGCUGGCAGCUUCCUUUGUCUUGGUUGUGGAGGUAAUGGAGAAUCUGGCAUUCUUGGCCAAUGCAAGCAACCUUGUGCUGUAUUUGAAAGAUUUCAUGCAUUUUUCGCCAGCCAAGUCAGCAAUCACAGUGACCAAUUUCAUGGGGACGGCUUUCCUUCUCGCCCUCCUUGGUGGCUUCUUAUCUGAUGCAUUCCUGACCACUUAUCACAUGUAUCUGAUCAGUGCAGCUAUUGAGUUUUGGGGGCUGGUAACACUCACAGUUCAAGCUCACCUACCAUAUCUAAAGCCACCGACCUGCACCACGGCAGCCACAAAAACUCCAUGCCAAGAAGUUACAGGCGCCAAGGCCGCCAUGCUGUUUGCAGGCCUUUACAUGGUAUCGUUGGGCGUUGGAGGUAUAAAAGGAUCAUUGCCUGCACAUGGGGCAGAGCAGUUCGAUGAGACCACGCCACAAGGAAGGAAGGGAAGGUCGGCGUUCUUCAACUACUAUGUGUUUUGCCUCGCCUGUGGCGCACUGAUAGCUGUAACUCUAGUGGUCUGGAUUGAAGAUAACAAGGGUUGGCAAUGGGGUUUUGGCGUCUCCACAGCAACGAUAUUGCUCUCUAUUCCUCUCUUCCUUGCUGGAUCUCCUACUUACAGAAAUAAGAUUCCUAAAGGAAGUCCUCUUACUACCAUAGCCAAGGUCUUGACUGCAUCAAUCUACAACACCUGCAUUGCUCGGGCCCCAAGCAAUGCCAUUGCAAGCAUGGUUUUAAGCCCAAGAAACCGAACCCGAAGGCGUGAGGAGGAAGUAGAAGAGGAAGAGAAAGGGGAAUCAAAGUCAUCGAUCGAAACAACCACAUCGGGAGGACUUGAUUUCCUGAAUCGAGCAACUUCGAGCAACCCCAGUUGUCAAAUACUCCAAUGCACAAUAGAUGAAGUGGAAGAGGUAAAGAUAGUGAUAAGGAUCCUUCCCAUUUUCUCUUGCACCAUAAUGCUCAAUUGCUGCCUAGCCCAGCUCUCCACCUUCUCAGUCCAACAAGCAGCAACCAUGAACACCAACGUAGGCUCAUUGAUGGUCCCACCUGCAUCCCUCCCCAUCUUCCCCGUUGUCUUCAUCAUGGUCCUCGCCCCACUCUACAACCACGCCAUUAUCCCAUUCACCAGAAAGCUAACAAAGACGGAGAUGGGCAUAUCGCACCUACAACGGAUCGGUGUAGGACUCGUCCUCUCGAUUGUGGCGAUGGCAGUCGCCGCUUUGGUUGAAGUGAAGCGGAAAUCGUUUGCCUCCCGAUCUGGGCUUCUUGAUUCCAGCCAUCCAUUGCCAAUAACGUUCUUCUGGGUAGCAUUGCAGUACUUGUUCUUGGGGUCAGCUGACCUAUUCACAUUAGCCGGGCUGUUGGAGUUCUUCUUCACAGAAGCGCCUGCAAGCAUGAGAUCGUUGGCGACCGCGCUGUCUUGGGCUUCAUUGGCGAUGGGCUACUAUCUCAGUUCUGUUCUUGUAUCCAUAAUCAAUAGCGUAACAGGCCAUUCGCCAUGGCUAUCCGGCAGCAACUUGAAUCACUACCACCUCGACCGGUUCUACUGGUUGAUGUGUGUGAUGAGCGCGGUGAAUUUCUUGCAUUAUCUCAUGUGGGCUAGCCGCUAUCGGUACAGAUCUGUGGGGAGAGAGGUGUAGAUUGGUGAGAAUGAUGACAACCCCACCAUCUGUGGAUAUUUAUAUUCAUGGGUCAAUUGCCCAUAUACCGAGAAGAUUGAAGAUGUAAAAGUUCAAAGAUGAUGCAUGAGAAGCUACGUAUAUUUUCUGCU
Molecule: messenger RNA, 2065 nt
Organism: Magnolia sinica
Lineage: Eukaryota; Viridiplantae; Streptophyta; Magnoliopsida; Magnoliales; Magnoliaceae
Product: protein NRT1/ PTR FAMILY 4.6-like
Exons: 5
Coding region: 192-1934 (580 amino acids)
Biological process (GO): transmembrane transport
Cellular component (GO): membrane
Molecular function (GO): transmembrane transporter activity
Source: RefSeq, a predicted model, not a curated record